CCGCCGUCGGGUCCCCACUGGAAGGCGCCCUCUGUGCGUCUCUUUGUCUCUCUGGCCGCCUCUGUGUGUCUGUGUCUUAGUCUCUGUGUCUGACUCUGCAUUUCGGCUUGGGUGUCUCUCUCCUACCCGCUUCUCUCAAAGUCGUGUCUGCCUCUGCCUCUCGUGUCCCUGUCUCUGCAGCGCCCUUCCCGUCUCUUGUCUCUCUGGGUCCCUAGCUCUCUCCCUCUCUAAAUCUGUCCCUAUACUGUGUACUGUCCCUAUAGCUCCCGGCGUCUCUCUAACUCUCCCUGCAUCGCUCUCCCACGUCUGUGAAUUUCUCUGCGUCCAUUUUCCGUCCUCUCCCUCCAGUCCCUGGCUUCCUCCCGAGACUCCUUUGGUCCCGAGUCUCCCCUUCAUCUCCCGCCGGGCCCUCCUCCCUGUGGCCACCUCCUCCAGAGACCUCGCGGGGCCGGUGGGCGGCUGGGCGUGCUGUGCGCGCCCUCCUGUGGCCGGCAGGGGCUGCGUGUGAGCGCCAGAAGGGGAGUGCUGGGGAGCGAGGGACGCUGGUGUUCGCGGUGACACCGGGAAAUGGCGUGUGACACCGGGAGACUGUGUGUGUCCUGACGUGAGAUGGUGUGUGACACCGGGAGAUGGCGUGUGACACGGGGAAAUCGUGAGUGUGCACUGCCGGGAUAUGUGUGACAUCUGGAGAGUGUGUGAGUGUGCACUGCCGGUAGAUGGUGUGUGACGCCAGGACACUAUGUGAGUGUGUACUGCGUGAUGGUGUGUGACUCCAGGGGAUCUGUGAAUGUGCACUGCCGGCAGAUGGUGUGCGACUCCAGGACCAGGACACUAUGAGUGUGCACUGCCGGGAGAUGGCGUGUGACAUCUGGAGAGUGUGAGUGUGCACUGCCGGGAGAUGGUGUGUGACAUCUGGAGAGUGUGAGUGUGCACUGCCGGGAGAUGGCGUGUGACAUCUGGAGAGUGUGAGUGUGCACUACCGGGAGAUGGUGUGUGACAUCUGGAGAGUGUGAGUGUGCACUGCCGGGAGAUGGCGUGUGACAUCUGGAGAGUGUGAGUGUGCACUACUGUGAGAUGGCGUGUGACAUCUGGAGAGUGUGAGUGUGCACUGCCGGGAGAUGGCGUGUGACAUCUGGAGAGUGUGAGUGUGCACUGCCGGGAGAUGGUGUGCAAUGCCAGGAUCAGGACACCCAAAGUGUGUACUGCCAUGACGGUGUACUGGUGAGAUGGCAUGUGAUGUUGGGAGUCUGUGUGUGACUGAUAUUGUGAGAUUAUGUGCAAUAAGGAGAGGCUGAGUGGGACUGCAUAUGUCAGAGAUGACAUGUCGCUGGCUGUGACACUGUGAGAUGAUUGGUGAUGCUGAGCGAUGGUGGGUGACUGUGUGUGCGGAUGAGAGGUUGUGAUAGGGUGUGGGAGAGACACUCUUUGGGGCUCUUUAUGUGACACAGAGACCAUCUGUGGGAGUGAGACAUCGGUGUGUGUGAGGGGGCAGUGUGUGUGACGGUGAGCAUACCGUGCUGUGUGCCACACAAGCAGACUGUUUGAGAUAGAGCGAGACUCACAACCGGUGUAUACUGAGAGGUGGUGUAGGCAGUGUCAUGAGAGGCUCACAGGGGGCCUGGGACAGACUGAGUGUGUCAGAUAGUUUGUGUUGACCACACUGUGUAUGGCUUGUGAAAAAGUGUGUGAUUUGGGCACAGUGCUAUAAUCCCAGCACUUUGGGAGGCUGAGGCGGGUGGAUCACAAGGUCAAGAGAUUGAGACCAUCCUGGUCAACAUGGUGAAACCCCGUCUCUACUAAAAAUACAAAAGAUUAGCUGGGCAUGGUGGCGCGUACCUGUAAUCUCAGCUACUCAGGAGGCUGAGGGAGGAGAAUUGCCUGAACCCAGGAGGCGGAGGUUGCGGUGAGCCGAGAUCGCGCCAUUGCACUCCAGCCUGGGUAACAAGAGCGAAACUCCAUCUCAAAAAACAAAAAAGAAAGAAAAGAAAAGAAAAACAACAACGAAACCCCAAACUGUGUGACUACGUGUGACACUGAGCUCGUGAGAGAUGGCAGUGUUGUGACAGCGAGUGUAAGUGUGUGCAGCUGUGCAGGCCAUUCAGAAUCGAGAGUGUAAGGGAGGCCAUGUGUGUAGAAGACAAGAAAUUAUGGACAGGCGGGAGUGAGUGUAUGAAACGCUGCGAGACUGUGUGGGACUCUGCGAGACACUGAGCUAUCAUGGGUAGCCAGGUAUGACACCAGGAGAUGAGGCGCAUGCAUGUGUGUGACAGGGACAGACUGUGUGUGGAGGGAAUGUGUCAGAUGUGAGUGACAUUAGGAGACUGUGAGAAUGUGACCUUCCGCGGGUGUGUGUUACUAUGAAAUGCUAUAAAAUAGUGUGUACCUGACAGGUCGCAUGGAUAAUUACAUGCCACCACGAGACACAGACCGUGUGAGACUGGGACAGGGUGUGAGACUGAGGGAGAAGUUUAAAUGGCAUACAAGGCCAGGCGCAGUGGCUCAUGCCUGUAAUCCCAGCAUGUUGGGAGGCAGAGGCAGGUGGAUCACCUGAGGUCAGGAGUUCGAGACCAGCCUGGUCAACAUGGUGAAACCCUAUUUUUAGUCUCUACUAAAAAUACAAAAAUUGGCCAGGUGUGGUGGCAUGUGCCUGUAGUUCCAGCUACUCAGGAGGCUGAGGCAGGAGAAUCGUUUGACCUUGGGAGGUGGAGGUUGCAGUUAGCCGAGAUCCUGCCACUCCAGCCUGGGCGACAGAGUGAGACUCCGUCUCAGAGAAAAAAAGGGGGAAUGCAAAUGUGUGUGACAUUUGGAGAUAUUAUAUGUGACACUAUGACAAACUGCUGGCACGUUUGAUGUUCUGAGAUGAUUUAUCUGACUGUGCAGCCCUGGGGUCGCCAUUGGUGGUGGCCGUGUGUGGCAUUUGGGGCAACCACGUGAGGUGGUGUUGAGCAAGGUGAUUUGUGAAACUGCGUGGUGCUACCGCGUGAUAGAGGAAGAUAGUGUGUGUCUGUGUGAGGGACAGUGAGCAGGAGGCUGGUGGGGUGACACUGAGGUGGCGAGUGUGGCUGAGUGAGAAGCUUUGUGGGACACGCUGGGGAGGUUUGUGUGACUGUGGAUCAAAUGCAGUGAGGCCCGGGGCCCAGCCAUUCUGGUGAGUUUGAGAGAGGCACAGAGUCACAGAGGACAGCAGCGGCAGAGACACAGGGAGAGGGACAAAGAUAGGACCUCCAGACAGGAGAGUAGGCCCAGAGAGGCAGCCCCAAGGCUGGCGGCGGGGGACAGUGGCAGCGGAGACGUGGCUGCGGGAGGAGGCGGGUCCUUGGGGCUGCACCCCAGGGGAGGGGGCGGGACAGGCUGGAGGGACCCAGACGCUGCUUCUCAGCCUUGGUCACCGCUGCCAGCUGGCCCUGAGCAGCAACAGCCAUGUCCAACAACAUGGCCAAGAUUGCCGAGGCCCGCAAGACGGUGGAACAGCUGAAGCUGGAGGUGAACAUCGACCGCAUGAAGGUGUCGCAGGCAGCGGCUGAACUCCUGGCUUUCUGCGAGACGCACGCAAAAGACGACCCGCUGGUGACGCCAGUGCCUGCGGCAGAAAACCCCUUUCGCGACAAGCGCCUCUUUUGCGUUCUGCUCUGAGCCCUCCGGACAGCUUACCCUCCCCUGCCAAAGUAUGGAUCUAAUAAAACUUGGUCACUGUC
Callithrix jacchus (white-tufted-ear marmoset) is the source of this 3695-nucleotide messenger RNA. It is a transcript of the gene GNG8, whose product is annotated as G protein subunit gamma 8. Gene Ontology annotation, molecular function: G-protein beta-subunit binding. NCBI's taxonomy places the organism in Eukaryota, Metazoa, Chordata, Mammalia, Primates, Cebidae. Gene Ontology annotation, biological process: G protein-coupled receptor signaling pathway. The record is from RefSeq and is a predicted model, not a curated record. Gene Ontology annotation, cellular component: heterotrimeric G-protein complex.